Messenger RNA from Vigna unguiculata (cowpea), 468 nucleotides. The record is from RefSeq and is a predicted model, not a curated record. Lineage: Eukaryota; Viridiplantae; Streptophyta; Magnoliopsida; Fabales; Fabaceae.
AUGGUUGAAACCGGCUCGGACGAGUGCAGUAUGGUCCUUGUAUCGAAAGUCUUCCUGACAAGGGUUUCAGGGUUUCAAUUUCGUGAACCUCCUUCUUCUCCGCGCCUCUGCAACUCUCUCCUCUCUCUCUCCGCUGCUGCCAACCCAAAUUUUUCUCCUCUGGUUCAUGUGUUGGUGCUCUUUCUCUUCCUCGAGAACAUUGUUUUCCGCAGUGAGGACGCAACUGUUGCGGUGGCGCAUCAUGUCCACGCACCACCAGCGUGGAAGCAUUACCGAGGUGUGAGGCGCAGGCCAUGGGGGAAGUUCGCGACGAAGAUAAGGAAUCUGAAGAAGAACGGAGCUAAGGUUUGGCUUGGAACUUUUGACACAAAGGAGAAAGCGGCGAGGAAGGAAGAGAAGGACGCGUCGCUGCCGGUUGGUGGCGCGGUGGCUGGUGGCGCGGUGGCUGGUGGCGCAGUUGGUGCGUGA